Messenger RNA from Salarias fasciatus (jewelled blenny), 2624 nucleotides. It is a transcript of the gene atxn7l2b, whose product is annotated as ataxin 7-like 2b. The transcript has 9 exons. Bases 3 to 1946 code for a protein of 647 amino acids. The record is from RefSeq and is a predicted model, not a curated record. NCBI's taxonomy places the organism in Eukaryota, Metazoa, Chordata, Actinopteri, Blenniiformes, Blenniidae.
CAAUGGCCGCUUUGGAUCGGCGAAACCUUAAUCUCGACGACUUUGUCGGAUUAAACUGGAGUUGUUGGGUAGACAGGGUGAAUAUUUUAUCGUCUGACGGUGGCUGUAAUGAGGACAGCAAAAAUGGGACGGACGGGCCCGAAACGAUGACCCUCAGGAAAGAAGACAUGAAUAUAUUUGGCCAUUGUCCAGCGCACGAUGAGUUUUUCCUGGUGGUGUGCAGCCACUGCGGCCUGGUGGUGAAGCCUCAGGCCUUCGAGAAGCACUGCGAGAGGUUGCACGGCCCCGUCAUGUGGAUGUGCGGCCAGCCGUCCGCCCUGGCUCCUCAGCUGCGACCUCCGUCCUCUUCGAGUGCUUCUCCUUGCGUGAGACGGCAGAAAGACGGCGGCGAUGUGUCCGCAGCGGUGUCACCCGGCCACCGGAGCAGGCCUUCAAAGGACCACAAGGAGACAGCGAGUUUAUCUUCAGUGAAGUUCUCGGAAAAGGAAAAGCCUCCUCUGCUCCACCCGCCCUCCUCCACGCCACAGCCCAGGGUUCCUCCGUGGCCCUCCGCACCGCCGCCUCCGAGCGACUCAUCAUCCUCCUCCUCCUCCUCCUCCUCCUCCUCCUCCUCCUCCUCCACCGCCGCUCCCCCGUCAGACAGGCUCUCUGUUCAGAAGUCGCCGGCCGGUCAGUCCACUGAGCCUCCCUGUUCUGUCCGUGGAAUGAGAACCUACAGUCGAACCAACAAAAGCCUCAACAAAAAAGAAAGUGAGCUGAACAAACUCUGCAGCGGUCUGGAUCCAGAAAAGAAGAAGCUGCCCGUCCGGCAGCUUAUAUGCAAUACGGAUUUGACCCAAGAGCAGCAGCAGAAGAAAGAGUCUGUCGAUGAGCAGAGAGCAGCCGCAGAACAGCUUCCCACCAAAUCCAAAGAGAAGCUCGCUAACAAUGUAGACGAGAAGAAGAGUCCUCAGGGUGGGAGCUGCAGCAUUCUCAGGUCAAAGACUCUGUCAGAAAGCUUUCCAGAGGGAAAAGGAGGCUCCGGUGUGGAGGUGGAGCUCAAACCAGCGUUCUCCUUCAGCCACAGCCUGCUGUCCAGCGAGGGCAGUGAGGAGGAGGAGGAGCAGGAGGAGGAAGCCGCAGACCUGCCCGCUACAGCCUGGCACCCCAAACCUCUCGGGCUCUGCACGUUCGGGUGUCGCACGCUGGGCUGCAGCAUCUUCACGUUCGACCGGCGUCUGCACCGCCUGCGCCUCGCCCUCAGCGCCAUGCUGGAGCGGCACGCCAACACACACGUGUGGAAAAAAAUGCCUCAAGUCUCGUCAGGUCUUCGGCCGCACCGCGUCUCGCCCCCGCUGGUCGGAGCGGCAGUCCGGCCGGGGGAGAAGCUCUCCGCCGGCUCCCGCUGCCUGCAGUCUACCUCAGUGGGACAACUGGAAACCAAAAGUCAUCACAACUCUCACAGCACCAAGCGGCCUUACUCCUCCUCCGCCGCCGCCGCCGCCGCCGCCGCCGUCAGGCCGCCUCCCGGUCGACGCUGCCACCUCGCCGGGAAACCGGGAAGCCCCCAGCCGAGGAAAGGAGGCGUGGAGGACAGACCGUCCAGGUACAUCAGGGAGCGGCCGCUUCACGAGAAGAGCCAGCCGCACGCCUUCUCCCCCUCCUCCUCCGAGGCGGCCCUCGGGAGUCCGCCGCGCGUCAAGAAGCCAUGCCGGCCGCUGUCCCUGAACCCCGCCGAGCGCUCCCCGCUGGCCGCGCCCGCGCGCUGCGCCCCCCGCGGCAGGAGGGCGCCGUCCGGAGCGCCGUGCAGAGUCCUGGGGUUCGACCACGGGCCGCUCGUUCAGAAGCGCAAAGGCAGCGGACCCCCGCUGCCCAGAACCCCCAAGUACAAAUGUCUGCCGUCCCCGUCGCGCUCCAGCAUCGAGGACGUCCUCGGCUGGGGUUUGGAGAAACGGGCGGACGUGUGAAGGAUGCCCCGGCUGAGCGCAGCACAGGAAGUACUGCUACAGGUCAGUUCUGUAUAAAGUCGAGCAGCUCUGGACGUUUAGCUGAACAUCUCUCUUUUCAAGCUGCUCUGGGAGAGAGGAGCCAGCGGACGGAUCGAUUUGUAAAUGUUGUUUACAUCCAGUGUGUGUAGCCGAUGAGGUCGGCCUUAAAGGGGCCGUUUAGGGAACAUUUUGCAUGAAUGUGUGUGAAUGUGUGUGAAUGUGUGUGCGGUCGGCACUCAGCGUGUUUACACAGUGUUGUUUCGGGGGUGUGUGAAGUAAGUUAUUCCACUCGAAAGGUGGCGUCACCGUUUCCAGGCUUCCGGCUGUUCUGUUACGGGUCAGAGUGAGUUCACAUGAUUGUUGAUCGGUGUCACGUCCCUUUAAAUCAUGGAGACCAAGCUCUGUUGUCUUUACACCUUGUUUUUUUUUUUUUUUCCUCACUGUUUAACAACCUUUUAUAUGCACAGCCGUUGUCAGGAAAACAUAUUUGUAUGCAAAUGAAUUUGUGUAUUUUUGCAAUUUUGUUUUUUUUGAAGCGUCCACAUGUUUCAGUUUAUUAUCUAUGUGAGAACAUAAAACAUACCUCAGUCUGCUCGUUAUGCUGCUAAAACUUUAAGGACAUUUUAUGGCAGAACAAUUAAAACACAGUUGAUCGGU